UGAUCAUAAGCGAAUUCGCUGAAACGUAAGGCUACAACCAGAUGGUGUGCGGACGUCAGGACAUCGAUUGCCUUCCUGUGUUGUCAAACACGAAAAGGUGAAGGUCACAAAACUUUAACACCAUGGCUGCCCUCAAAGUGGCAAAAAGCUUUCAGCAAUUUCUUCAGCCAAAAUAUCACCCCCUUGUGAUUCAAACUGCCACAGUUGUUAACUUGUUUGAUGUUGACAAAAAGAGUGGUUACAGCAAUGAUUUGAAAGAAAAUAAAAAGAAGCAUUUAAUUGACACAAUUAAGUCCUUCCCAGAUGAAUUAAAGCUAUAUAAAGAGGAAUGGAAAGAUCACUUAAGGUUUCGUCACUACGACAGGUGGAAUCUUGACCACGGUACGUACGAUUACUUGUGGAAGUUUGGUGGACAGCAGAGUAUUGCUGACUGGACAUUAACAACAGACAGGGAUAAUCUAGAGGGACAGAGUACAGCUAACCUGACUGUCAGUAAGGCAAAUAAUGCUUUGUUUCACGGAUACCUUUCACAGGAAGUACCCAAGGACGGUAUCUCAAAGAGUGCUGGCUAUUGCAACAUGAGGUCUCCUUCUAAAUAUAUAUCAUUCAAGAGAAAACGAGCUAUCGAAGAUAUAGGAAUAUACAGUCACCUAGUGUUGCGUGUACGAGGGGACGGAAGACCAUACUAUAUCAACCUUCAUAUGAAACGGACAUUUGAUAUAAUGUGGUCUGACCAGUUCAACUACACAUUAUAUACUAGAGGAGGACCCUACUGGCAGAUAGCUAAGAUUCCAUUCUCCAAAUUUUACUUCACCCAUAAAGGCCGUAACCAGGAUCACCAGUAUCCCCCCGACCUUCACAACAUAGAAAACAUCGGAAUCACCAUGGCUGACAGUGUGGAAGGGCCAUUCCAGCUGGAGAUAGACUAUAUAGCUGUUUUAAAUGAUGCAAAUCACCAAGAGGAAACUGCUUAUGAGCAAUACCCUGAUACCUUCUGAAUUUAUUUUGAUGUUUUAACAAUGUCGGGGCAUCCAGUAGACCCUUCAGAGUAUGUUUUUGACUCCGAAAAUGAGAUUUGAAUCUUGUGAUUGAACAGACAUGUCUAAAUGACAUAUGUUUCAACCCUUCAGAAUUCUGAGAAAUUGUGAUUCGACUUCUAAAAUUGCUAAAAAUCUGCAUGUAGUUUGAUAAUGUCUAGGUCACGGAUGGAACUGUUUCUGCUGGCAUCAAAGUUUUAGAAGAUGUACAAGUGGUGGUGACCUAUAAACUUUGUGAUCAUUAAAUGCCAAUUACAUAUAUGUGAAAUCAAUUUAUAACGUGAUUGAUGUGUUAUGUAGUGGAAUAAACCAUUA
Messenger RNA from Pecten maximus, 1352 nucleotides. RefSeq names its product complex I intermediate-associated protein 30, mitochondrial-like. Gene Ontology annotation, biological process: mitochondrial electron transport, NADH to ubiquinone; mitochondrial respiratory chain complex I assembly. The transcript is spliced from 4 exons. Bases 123 to 998 code for a protein of 291 amino acids. Gene Ontology annotation, cellular component: mitochondrion. The record is from RefSeq and is a predicted model, not a curated record. Lineage: Eukaryota; Metazoa; Mollusca; Bivalvia; Pectinida; Pectinidae.